AUGGUGAGUGGGACACCGCGCAUGGUGAUGGUGAGUGGGACACAGCCCAUGGUAAUAGUGAGUGGGACACCGCCUAUGGUGAUGGUGAGUGGGACACAACCCAUGGUGAUGGUGAGUGGGACACAGCCCAUGAUGGUGGUGAGUGGGACACUGCCCAUGGUGGUGGUGAGUGGGACACAGCCCAUGGUGAUGGUGAGUGGGACACAGCCCAUGGUGAUGGUGAGUGGGACACAGCCCAUGGUGAUGGUGAGUGGGACACCGCCCAUGGUAAUGGUGAGUGGGACACCGCCCAUGGUGGUGGUGAGUGGGAUACAGCCCAUGGUGAUGGUGAGUGGGACACAACCCAUGGUGAUGGUGAGUGGGACACAGCCCAUGGUGAUGGUGAGUGGGACACAGCCCAUGGUAAUGGUGAGUGGGACACCGCCCAUGGUGAUGGUGAGUGGGACACAGCCCAUGAUGGUGGUGAGUGGGACACAGCCCAUGGUGGUGGUGAGUGGGACACAGCCCAUGGUGAUGGUGAGUGGGACACAGCCCAUGGUGGUGGUGAGUGGGACACAGCCCAUGGUAAUGGUGAGUGGGACACAGCCCAUGAUGGUGGUGAGUGGGACACCGCCCAUGGUGAUGGUGAGUGGGACACAACCCAUGGUGGUGGUGAGUGGGACUAGCAAGUCCUAUUUGCUGUAA
Messenger RNA from Candidula unifasciata, 684 nucleotides. Lineage: Eukaryota; Metazoa; Mollusca; Gastropoda; Stylommatophora; Geomitridae. The record is from the annotation of a GenBank genome assembly.